Messenger RNA from Ipomoea triloba (trilobed morning glory), 1058 nucleotides. RefSeq names its product remorin-like. The coding region runs from base 116 to 742 and encodes 208 amino acids. The record is from RefSeq and is a predicted model, not a curated record. NCBI's taxonomy places the organism in Eukaryota, Viridiplantae, Streptophyta, Magnoliopsida, Solanales, Convolvulaceae. The transcript is spliced from 5 exons.
ACUUAUUAUCAUCUCUCUCUCUCUCUCUCUGCUUUUCCCUAUCAUCUCCCUUCCAUAAUUCUCUUUCUUAUUGUCAAUUCUUCCUUUUUCUCACUUCAAUUAAUUCUCCGUAGCCAUGGCUGAGGUGGAACCCAAGCAGGUGGAGCCCGAGGAGCAAACCCCGCCUCCGCCGGCUCCGGCGCCGGCGCCGGAGCCCAAACCCGCCGAAGCUCCGAAAGACGCAGCUGAAGAGAAAGCUAUCGUCGUCCCCGCCCCUCCUGAAGAGGAAAAAGAGAAGGAGAAACCCGAUGACUCCAAAGCUCUCGUCGUCGUCGAGAACAAACCAGCUGAGGCAGAACCCUGUGAGGAGAAAAAGGAGGGAGGAUCUAUUGAUAGAGAUGUAGUGCUUGCACGAGUGGCAACAGAGAAGAAGCAUUCGCUAAUCAGAGCGUGGGAAGAGAGCGAGAAAUCGAAAGCUGAGAACAAAGCUCAAAAGAAGCUAUCUGAAAUUAGUUCAUGGGAAAACAAGAAGAAAGCAACCAUAGAAGCUGAGCUGAAAAAGAUUGAGGAGAAAUUGGAGGUACAGAAGGCAGAAUAUGCUGAGAAAAUGAAAAACAAGAUUGCUAUGCUCCACAAGGAAGCCGAGGAAAAGAGGGCUAUGAUUGAAGCUAAACGUGGAGAAGAUCUUCUCAAGGCGGAGGAGUUGUCAGCAAAAUACCGUGCCACUGGAACUGUUCCAACAAAAUCAUGCGGGUGCUUCUGAAGCCUCAAGUUAUUGUCAGGUCUAUUCCGAAAACCAUUGAAAUUGUAUUUGUAAAGUUCGUGUCUUGGGGACUUAUGUAUGUUACCUAGAAGCAUCGUGUGUGUAGAAACGAUUGUUGUUCAUUAUUAAUGUGUGCAUAGUGAUGUAUUUGUGAGUAUAUAUCAGAUAAAACCGAUAUGCUAUAAUCUUAAGAAACAAGUUUGAAAGACAUAUAUGUUGUCUCAGAAAGUUUUUAACUUUGUGAAAUACUUUUUCUCUUCAUUCAAAUGUGUAACAGUGUAAGAUUAACAAUGACAGCAGAUGCUGCAAGAUUCCA